Molecule: messenger RNA, 4041 nt
Organism: Styela clava
Lineage: Eukaryota; Metazoa; Chordata; Ascidiacea; Stolidobranchia; Styelidae
Product: signal peptide, CUB and EGF-like domain-containing protein 2
Biological process (GO): signal transduction
Cellular component (GO): cell surface
Molecular function (GO): calcium ion binding
Source: RefSeq, a predicted model, not a curated record
GCAAACAGCAUAUUAUAAAAUAAGCAAUGAGUUAAUUUGUAUUAUUAAACGGUUCCAUUGUGUAUGUCUGUUUUAAAUAAAUUUUCUCAUUCAAUUCAUUGACCAAGAUGACAUCAUUUACAACGAUCUACGUCAGUUUUAUCACUGCAUACGUCAUAUCGUCGAAUUCAGGAAACAUUUAUGUGACAGGUAACAAUCCAUGCAGAAGACAAAAUGGCGGGUGUGUUCAACAAUGUAUUCACAAAGAUGGAGAGUUUAGUUGUCCAUGUUUUCCAGGAUUUAAAAUGACGAAAAAUGGGAGAAAUUGCGAGGACCUUAAUGAGUGUCUUACACACAAGGGAUUAUGUCAACAUCUGUGCCAUAAUAUCAUAGGAAGUUACGAAUGCUCUUGCUUGGAAAAUUUUGUUCUAAGCUCGAACGGACAUACAUGUAUUCCGACAGGAAAGUUGAAUUCAAACAGGAAUUUGUCGAUAGAUCAACAACUGGAUGGAGAUGAUGAUUUUUUUGAUGAUCGACCCUGUAAUUUGAGAUCUGGAUACAGACUACAUACCGAUGGGUCAUGCAUAAGAUUGUGCUCUCAUGGUAAUGGGGGAUGCCAACAUAAAUGUGUGGAUAAAGGAAAAAGAGGGAUAUUCUGCAAAUGCCAUGUCAGCUACACGUUAGCUGCUGAUAAAAGAAGUUGCGUUGAAAUUCAAAAGUCGAAAGCAGUGCCAAACAUGCUCAACAAGCUUUUGUUACGCAGAACGAAAAAAGCUUCGAGUUGUUCAAUCGACAAUGGAGGUUGUGACAUAAAUUGCGAAGAAACGCCUGUUGGCGCUCAGUGCUCUUGUCCACAUGGAUUCAUUCCGAGAAUGGAUGGGCGAUCUUGUGAAGAUAUAAACGAAUGCGCCUUAAACAAUGGAGGUUGUCAUCAUACAUGUCAUAAUAGUCACGGCAGUUUUCAAUGCAGUUGCGAUGACGGAUAUAGAUUGGAUUUAGACGAAAUAACAUGUUCAGAUACAAACGAAUGUGAAAUGAAUGAUACGUGUGCGCACGAAUGUAUUAAUUCGAUGGGAAGUUACGAAUGCUUAUGUAAAGAAGGAUUUGCAAAAUUUGCAAUGGCAAGGUGUGGAGAUAUAGACGAAUGUGCAGCUAAUAACGGUGGUUGUGGACAUGACUGUAGGAACACAAUUGGCAGUUAUGUAUGCAAGUGUCGCGAAGGGUAUUUUCUGCAUUGGAACAAAAAAGACUGCAUAUUGAAGAGCUCAUGCCCAGAACUGGCAAUUGCUCGUGAACAAGCGGGCUCACUCAACUGCAACAUGAGAUCUAAAACUUGUAUGCUAGAAUGUAGAAAGCAUCACAAGUUCAUAUCAUCAAUGAACCCUUCCAAAUAUUUUUACACAUGCGGGCACGAAUUGCCAGAUGACCUAAUACAAUCUGAAGACACAAAGUAUCAGUGGAUUAAUAGUCAUUUGAGAGAAAAUAAUUCGCUUUUUAAUUGUGCAGAUGGCUCCAGCGAGAUUCUCCGACAAAUAGUAAAGAUUAAGUUGAACUUGAAACAAUGUAGUCUGGGAGUAAGAAAUAUUCACAAAACUCUACCGUCUCCAGCAUUACGCGUCGAGUUUUCCAGUUUUAUUGCUCAUUGUGAAUCGACGAAAAAGAAAAAAUCUCGUUCCCAAAUUCAAAUUGAGAUUGAAUUAUUAGUUCGAUUGUCAAAAAAAUGUGACCAGAAGUGUGCUCAAAAGAAACAGAACAAGUAUGCCAAGUCAUUGACAAAAGCAGUCAAACGCGCAAUUGGCAAGAAACAGUUUUACACAAACUUCAAAACCACCGACUUAUCUAUUGGUAGAAAACGGGGAAUUGAUGUUGGGAUGAAGACAAGUUGUGAGAUAGGAGAGAGAUUGGAUAAAUCAAACAACAGUUGUGAGCCUUGUCCAACGGGAACAAGAUACGACAUAUCAUCCGAUUCCUGUCAAAACUGCACCAAUGGAUUUUACCAAGAUCAGCUAGGACAACUUACAUGCAUGCCAUGUCCAAGACGAUUAGUUGAUGCUGGAAGAGGAACGUUUUCGGGGAAAACUGUUACGGAAUGCCCAGGACUCUGUCGACCGGGUUAUUUUUCCGCCAGAGGUUUUGGACCUUGUCGACCUUGCGCGAGAGGUACUUACCAACCAGAAUUUGGUCGUCGUGGAUGUUACGAGUGUGGCAGAGGAAUAACAACUAAAGGUUUAGCUUCAAAUAGUUUUGAACAAUGUUCAGUGCGUGCAAAAUGCAGUCCAGGUCACUAUUACGAUAUUCGUGUAUCCACUUGUAUCCGAUGCCCUUUUGGUUUUUAUCAACAUCAAAUGGGGCAGAACUAUUGCCAUAAAUGCCCUAACAACACAACCACAGAUUUUGAUGGAUCGACUGACGUCGAUUCUUGCAAAGAUAGAGAAUGUGGUGGUACAGGCGGGGAUUAUCAAGGAAUGAUUCAAUCUCCUAAUUAUCCUGGUAACUAUCCUGUAAAUAUUCGAUGUCAGUGGACUAUCGUUCCGCCUAAAGGAAGAAAGAUUCUUUUCGUUGUUCCUGAAAUACAUUUAGUGAGAGAAGAUGACUGCGGUGACUAUUUGAAGAUACGAAAAUCAUCGUCACCUUCGUCAGUAGUUACGUACGAAUCUUGUCAAACGUAUAAAAAUCCAUAUGCUCACACUGCUCGUUCAAAAAAACUGUGGAUUGAAUUUAAAUCUGAUGGACAAAAUACGGCCAAAGGGUUUCAAAUACCAUAUGUGACAUACGAUGAAAAUUAUGAAACCAUAAUAAAGAACAUUGUCAACGAUGGUAGAUUAUAUUCUGCAAAUUAUCAUCAAGAUAUUCUUAAGGACAGGAAAUCACGAAUGACACUGUUUGAAGUGCUGGCACAUCCGGAAAAUUAUUUUAUUCUUAGAAAAGAAAAUUUUCGGGGACUAUUUCGAAAGUCGUUCAUAGACUUCCUCGAAGACAAAGUUAUAACGUUUUUAAAUCCACCAGACAUAAACUAACAAUAGCAUAGAAUGUGACUGGAAAUAUCCAAAACAUAUGAAGAACGCGCAAAAGAAAUGUGGAAUUGGUACACUUUCACCGUACAUAUCUCGUUAAUAGCAAGACUAUAUUAAUAUAAUGCCAUAUCUUUCUAAUUUAUGCUUGCUAUUCAAGGAUGCAGUGGUUAAACUUUACAAGACUCUAUCAAAUUGAAAAUAAUAUAUAUAUUGUUUUCAUGUUAUGUUUUUCUUAGACAACUGUAUACAGACAAUGUUUAUUUUCGUACAUUGAGGAAACAUUACGUUGUGAAGCAUCUGCAAUAAAACAGCUAAGGAUUUUCGUUCAAUACCGUUAUUUCCAAACAUAUUUCAUGUUAUGUUCCUCUUAAACAACUGUACAAACAAUGUUUAUUUUCAUACAUUAGGAAAAUAUUCCGUUGUGCAGAAUCUGCAAUAGAACAGCACUGGUUUUUAUUCAUUUUAUGACAAUAUUUCACACUUUCAUGUUUUUUUUACAUUCAGUAUGAUUCAAGAUGCUUUUUCUUGUGACCGUCGCGCUUGUCCGCUAUUGUGAAACAAUGUGUUUUUUAAGUACACUUGUCAAAUUCAAAGCGCUGUACAACUUCUAUCCAUUAUAUUCAUGGUUAUCCAAUGAACAGAAGGCUAGAUAUACAUUUGUUCUAUUCUUCUUAAUAUUUAAUCUCAAUGAUUACCAAAUAACUCAUAACAACGGUGACUGGAAAAAGAAGCCCCCAACUGUAGCUAGUAGAGUACGUCUGGUAUUAAAUCAUUUAAGAUCAUGGUUAACGGUUUCUUAGGCGUUUAAACUGGGCAACUCAAUUCAAGGAAAACGUAAUGAAGUAUUUAGUUAAUACAUGUUUAUUUAAAUACACAAUUUUUAUAAUCCUAAAAAUGAGCUGCUAAAUUUGAAAUUUGUUUUUUUUAAAUCAAGUUCGUUUGUAUAUUUUGAGUACGAAGUGUACCUGUGGAUAGUUUGCAAAACGGUUGUUGUUAUUGUAGGGUUGUUGGUAUUGUGAAAAAAAUCAUUUUUUUCUGCAACUAAUGG